AUGGCCACGAACAGACCAGAAUAUCGCGAUUCAAGAACACCACGUGCUGUCAAGGUCUAUACCAUUGCACAAGAAUCGCGGUACUUGCUCAUUGAGAACGUCCCUGCUCUCAAUUUGUCGGACGAAUUGCUGAGAACAUUAUCCAAGUUUGGAUCGGUGGAAAUCUUUCGUAAAGUAGAAGGCAGUGAUGGCGGUGAGCAGUUUAGCGAUGUUUAUUGGGCGCAAUUCGACACAAUUGCUGCGUCCCGAUUAGCCAAGCGCAUGCUGGAUGACAAGCCAUUCUACGCAAACUUGUUGCGUAUCAGCUAUGACUUUGAGCACGAAACACCGGAAGAUAUCCGUGCUAAAAUCCAAGAUCGACAAAUUGUGGUAAGCAACAAGUUGGUACCAUCCAAAAAGAAAUUCGCAAGAGGAAAAAAGCGAGCGACAGUGUCGGAUGAGCCACCUUUAUACGGUCCUUUCAAACCAACAAGAGCGGCCGCCCAGCCUGUGAGAGGUCAUCCAACCAUGGUCGAAUCAAUCCCAGCGCCGAAAAAGCGACGUCGAAUUUAA
This is a messenger RNA of Radiomyces spectabilis, 552 nucleotides long. RefSeq lists its product as uncharacterized. The transcript has a single exon. Gene Ontology annotation, cellular component: nucleoplasm. Lineage: Eukaryota; Fungi; Mucoromycota; Mucoromycetes; Mucorales; Radiomycetaceae. The coding region runs from base 1 to 552 and encodes 183 amino acids. The record is from RefSeq and is a predicted model, not a curated record. Gene Ontology annotation, molecular function: nucleic acid binding.